This is a messenger RNA of Abrus precatorius (Indian licorice), 2626 nucleotides long. Its product is annotated as calcium sensing receptor, chloroplastic. The coding region runs from base 337 to 2241 and encodes 634 amino acids. The transcript has 14 exons. Lineage: Eukaryota; Viridiplantae; Streptophyta; Magnoliopsida; Fabales; Fabaceae. The record is from RefSeq and is a predicted model, not a curated record. Gene Ontology annotation, biological process: regulation of stomatal closure; cellular response to calcium ion; de-etiolation.
UCCGAGUGUCUGGGAGCAAAUUUAUUUAAAGUCAGAGGGACUUGAAAAUUAAAAAACGAGUGAUCGAUGUGUGGUGUGAGUUUGAUCCGCAAGAGACAAACGAUGAAGCCAAUAGGAUGAGCCAGGCGUGUUCCACCAUACCCUCCCUUUCCAUUCGGAUAAUCUACCCAAACAUUCCACAAAUAUUUUUCAUCAACCUUUUUAUAAAUAAAUAAAUCUUAAGCUCAAUCAAAUUUCAAACUAUAAAUUAACCAUAAAAAGGGUGAUAAGCGCACGCAAAGGAGUUGAGCGACGCCAAGUGCUGGUAUGUUUGAUUGAUGUGUUUGGUGCUCGUCAAUGUUGCCUGUUUGCUCAGCCACCCCGAGAUCUUCACAGAUUCCCUUGUUUGGGGGAUUGCACACAAUUCGAAAGGAUCUUGAGAGUAGAUGUGUGGCUGAAGAAGCUGUUCAUCUGGGUUUGCAAUGUGGAACGAACUCACUCAGAAAUUCCUUUACAGUACACGCUAUAAAGACUGUCUCGGGUCCAAGUGAACCGGGAUAUCUUACAAACACAUGGGGUUAUUCACAAGUGACAAACGAUGCUCAUCAUUCACUGAGUUAUGGGGAAAUCAGACACAUGGAAAGUUAUCAUUUAUCUACUGUGCCAGAGGAAUUUGUGGACUUCACAGAACAGUCAACCGAAGGAUCUAAUAAUGCAUUAGUAGCACCAGUGCAACCAGAAACACUAUCAAGUACUGAUAUGAUGCCUGAGAAGUUUGCACCUGCGCCUAGUUCAAUUGAGGUGGACAAUGAAUCGUUAGCCAGUACAAAAGCAAGUGUUGGUGACCUUUUUGCUGGAAUCAAUGAGUCAUUCAAUGCCUCAGUCAAUAAUGGAGAAAAUGCUUUACGAAGCUCACUGGAUACAGCCACUUCUUUUAUAGAUUCUGUCGUUAAAACUGCCACUGAAUCUGUAGAUAAUGUUUUUAGUAAGGCGUUUUCUGCUGUUGACCAAACAGGGGAAGUAGCAAAUAAGAAAUUUACCAGCUUCUCCAGUGAGGUAACUGGAGUCGCAAAUAAAGCACCUGUUGUGGCUAUUGAUGUGUUGCGCCGCACGAUUGUAGCAGUAGAGAGUUCUCUAACAAGUGGAACUUCCUAUGUUGUCUACCUAUAUGGGUCAGCCAAGGAGCUCCUUCCUGCAGGGAUUAGGGAUACAGUCAAUGUAUAUGAAGAUAAAGCUACAGAAAUCUUAAGGCCUGUUGGGUCUGCAACUCAAAAGAUAUACACAGCUUUCUAUUCAUUGGAGAAGAGUCUUGGCUUGGAUCCAAAUGACCCAAUUAUUCCAUUUGUUGUUUUUGUGGGCUCUUCAGCAACAUUAUGGGCUGUUUAUUGGUUGGGGACAUAUGGAGGUUACUCAGGAGAUUUAUCCCCUAAAUCAGCUUUGGAUCUUUUGGCUGACACAAAUGCUGCACUUAUUGAUGUCCGCAGUGAGGAGCUGCGAGAAAAAGAUGGUAUUCCUGAUCUUCGACGGGCUGCUCGGUUUCGUUAUGCAAGUAUAACUCCACUUGAGGUUGAUGGCUCCAUACGCAAGUUGUUGAAGGGUGGUAGAGACCUCGAUGACUCCUUGAUUGCUGCUAUUAUUCGAAAUUUGAAAAUUGUGAAGGACAGUUCCGGGGUUAUAGUGUUGGAUGCUGAUGGUACCCGUUCUAAAGGCAUUGCAAGAUCCUUGAGAAAAAUUGGGGUCAAGAAUCCAUACUUGGUUGAAGGCGGCUUUCGGUCUUGGGUGAAGCAAGGUCUCCGCACCAAGGAACUCAAACCUGAGACAGCACUUUCCAUACUCAAUGAGGAAGCUGAAGCAAUUCUGGAGGAUGUUAGACCUUCUCCUUGGCAAUUUAUAGGUUAUGGUACGAUACUUGCUGCAGGGCUGUAUGCAUUGUUAGAGUGGGAGAAGACAUUGCAGUUAAUUGGUGCGUUUGGCCUCGGUUUGACCAUCUAUGUACGGGUUUGUUCAUAUGAAAACUCGGAAGAUUUAAAGCAGGAUGCGAGGUUGUUACUUGCUCCUUUUAGACUUGGAGCUGAAGCAUUUUCAUGGGCUGCUGGAAAAUUAGAAUCAAAUGGCAUAGGGCUACCUACAUCACCUUCAUCAUUAGAUGUUCAGAACCGGGUGUUGCAGGCUGCUGCCAAACAUGAAUCCCAACCAUCUGAUAGUGAAGGAAACCAAGAUCCAGUUUCUGAUCCGACAGUUCCUCUCAAUCAGAAUAUAUGAGAUUAUUCCAGAUUGUCUUGUGCUAACGCGAAAAGGCAGAACAUAGAUUAGUAUGAUCACAGCAAAUUAACUUACAUGACUGAAAGUUUGCAAGGUGACGUUAUCCAACCUUUUUCCAAACACAAUGCUGCCACGAAACUCGACCCUACCUUGUUUGUAGAGAUCAACGAUGGUUAUAUUUGAUCUAAUCCUUGCAAAAUAAUAAUGUAACUAUUUGCGGGAUGCAAGUUGUCCUAUGAAUUUGUGAUGCUGCCCCUUGUAACGUUGUAAUCUAAUCCUUCAAUGAACUCAUAGUUCGUCCCAGGAUCACUUUGCCAACGCGUAUGAUAUACAACAAAUGAAUAUAUCACUGUUUUUAAAUAUUAUAUACAAUUUUAAAAAUUUC